This is a messenger RNA of Hordeum vulgare subsp. vulgare (domesticated barley), 1186 nucleotides long. RefSeq lists its product as uncharacterized. The coding region runs from base 21 to 848 and encodes 275 amino acids. The transcript has 3 exons. The record is from RefSeq and is a predicted model, not a curated record. NCBI's taxonomy places the organism in Eukaryota, Viridiplantae, Streptophyta, Magnoliopsida, Poales, Poaceae.
GCCUCGCCAUCCUACUCAACAUGUGGCUUCGUGAGGUCAUGGUGUGGGAUCCCAUCACCGGCUUACAGCACCGUGUGGCUUGUCGACGUGGGCUCAUGUUCGACCCGGAUAUCCACUGGGUGUACUGGCAGGCCGAGGUGAUAUGCGCCGAUGCCCAACAAGGGCACGCGCACGGCAAUUGCUUCUCGGGCCCGCUCAAAUUGGUCUUGAUCUGGGUCAUUGGAUUCACAAAAGCAUUCGCUUGCCUCUAUGAAUCCGCAUCUGGUUUAUGGGGAGACAUUGUCUCCAUGGAUUCUACAGAUUUCAUGUUAUGCAUAAGGCCUGGCAUCCUUGUUGGGAAUGCACUUUGCUGGGUGCUUUCUAGUGGUAAAGUCAUUGUGUUUGAUCUUCAAACUCAGCUCCUUGAUAUGAUCGAGAAGCCCGUAGACAGCCAUAUUAACACCGACUCCUAUGGAUUAGUUCAGCCCUUACGCACACAUGAUAACAGACUUGGCCUCGCAUAUUUGUCAGAUCUUACCAUCCAAUUAUGGGAGAGGAAAUCAAACUGUAAUGGUGUUGUCACAUGGGUGUCUCUGCAGAAAAACAUCCAGUUGGAGGAGCUCUUUCCAAAUAGAAUGUUUACUCACUUGAAAACGAUAAUCACACUGGGUUAUGAUGAAGACACAAAUGUGAUUGUUCUGUCUACGGUCGGUGGCGUCUUCAUGCUCCAACUUGAUUCCAUGAAGAUCAAGCGUAUUUACAAAGGAGCUGGAAUAUGUUAUGACAAUUUUCAUCCAUACAAGAAUUUCUAUACUGCAGGCAGGGGAGUUGGAUUGGAACUUGGUCAAUCUGGAAAGGUGAACACAUGAGAUAUACAAAUAUGUUAUCUUGGUUGAACAAGUGAGGCAAUGCAAGACCAACAUCCACAAGGAGACAUGUCAAAAUAGAGUGCCCUGAUUUUUUUUCCUGAAUGGGUCCAUGCUACAUUCAUGUGAUGUUCCGUUGAACUGCAAAGAGUAUUGACCUGGGAAAAAACAUGUCAAUGUAUGUAUUUUCUUUGACCUGAAAAAACGUCUUGAUGUAUGUAUUUUCAAAUGGUGGUCCAGUUCUGUAUCUCGCCAUCGAAUAUUUUGUUGUUUCGAGUAACACUAAAAUAUGUUUCUAGUUUUGGAUAUUGAAUUUCCGACAGUCCAUAAAUUACCGAGUU